AUUAUUAGCAAUUUCUUGACACUUUUGAAUGUCUCUCCAGGCAGCCUAUAAUGUCAUUGCUUACAAGGACAAACCACGCUUGCGGAGCGCUUUAGAAAUGCUUAGAACUACUCAAGAAAUAGAACGGCGGUUGAAUGAAGUCUCUCUACCAUUGUUAAUCCUUCAUGGGGAUGCUGACACGGUGACUGAUCCAUCAGUGAGCAAAGCCUUGUAUGAGAAAGCAAGCUGUUCAGACAAGAAGCUUAAGCUUUACAAUGAUGCCUACCAUGCUCUUCUUGCGGGUGAGCCUGAUGAAGUAAUAAUUCAAGUUUUUGGUGACAUCAUUUCUUGGCUUGAUGACCACAGCUUGAAACAUUAUCAAUCUUCACCUUGAUACUAUUCAAAAGAAGAAUAUUCAGAUUGUUUUCAGUUGAUAUUUACUUCUACUUUGGUAGAUUGAACAUCAAAAUUUGAAGUUGUUUAUUCUUUACCAUCUUAGUCAAUUACUAGUGUAGCAUUGUUUAAUGUGAAUAAUACAGAAAUAAAGAAAUAUAGUGGGAAUGCAAAAUCUAUUGGCCCUUAAGCUUGCUUGAUUAAGGUUUAA
This is a messenger RNA of Lotus japonicus, 583 nucleotides long. RefSeq names its product caffeoylshikimate esterase-like. The transcript is spliced from 2 exons. The record is from RefSeq and is a predicted model, not a curated record. Bases 29 to 373 code for a protein of 114 amino acids. Gene Ontology annotation, cellular component: membrane. NCBI's taxonomy places the organism in Eukaryota, Viridiplantae, Streptophyta, Magnoliopsida, Fabales, Fabaceae. Gene Ontology annotation, molecular function: lipase activity.